AAGUAGCACGGACACACAUCAGACUGGGAUACUUUAUCGGCAGGUGUCAAAAAAUGGGAGUGACUACUUAAUUCCAAGAUGCUAAAAUAAAACUUGGGGGCUCUAGUGUACGGAGGUAGCGUGCGGAGGAUGAAAAAGGCCGGAAAGGACGUUCUCAGGCUCCUCUUUGUUAGUGACGAGCGCCGCGGCGGUAUUCGUGUUCGUUCGAGUAUGCACGCGUAGCGUGGCCGAGGAGUUUCUUUGUGAGUUUCGUGUGCGAUUUUAGGACCAGCUCGUCGUCGAAGAUCGCACGACGAUGACAGACGGCACCGGGAACGAGGACUCCGCCGCAUUCAAUUCCAUAUCCGAUCCAAGCAAGACAAAUACGUACAGCGGUACAGCGGGUGCAGUAGUUUUGUAUUCAACCGCACAGGCAUGGCGAGCCCAAUUCCACCGAAGCCUCACAUGCUCCAGCGUCUCAGAAUCGUCGGACGAAGAAGAAGAUCUGUCUCAAUAUCAAUUCGAGGAUGAUCUUGAAUAUCUUAGAUCAUUAGAUCCAAGAGAUUGGAAGGAUCAGGACCAUUAUGCUGUUCUAGGCUUGAAAGAUCUCAGGCACCGAGCAACCGAAGAUCUCAUUAAAAGAGCCUACAAGCUGAAGAUAUUAAAACAUCAUCCUGAUAAGCGCAAGGCAAUGGGCGAGGAAAUCCGACCAGACGAUGACUAUUUUACAUGUAUAACUCGCGCCUGGGAAACCCUUGGGAAUCAAGCAAAAAGACGAAGUUACGAUAGCGUGGAUCCUUGCUUCAAUGAUAAUUUGCCGGACGAGAAGGAUUGUCGGAACAAUUUCUACGAGGUGUUGGGUAAAGCUUUCAAAGAGAAUUCACGGUGGUCCGUGAAGAAACCCGUACCGCGACUGGGUGGACCACUGAUGCCACGAGAGAAGGUAGAACAAUUCUAUUCAUUCUGGUAUGACUUCGACUCCUGGCGCGAGUAUUCGUACCUCGACGAGGAAGACAAGGAGAGUGGUCAAGACCGGGACAUGCGCAAGUGGAUCGAGAAGAAGAACAAAGCGACGAGAGCGAAACGGAAAAAAGAGGAGAUGGCGCGAAUACGUACUUUAGUGGAUAUGGCUUACAAUAUAGAUCCUAGGAUAAAGAAAUUCCAACAAGAAGAUAAGGAAAAGAAGAAUGCUGUAAAAAGAGCGAAGCAAGAAGCGGCAAAAGCCAGACAGCAGGAAGAAGAGAGAAUAGCCCGGGAUGCGGCAGAGAAGGAAAGAUUAGAAAAAGAGAAAAGAGAAUCCGAGGAGAGAGCAAAACAAGAUGCGUUGAAGCAGGAGCGUGAGGCACAAAAGAAAGCGUUGCGCAAAGAGCGGAAGGCACUUAGAGAUUUCUGCAAGGCAAACAAUUACUUUGCUGAAAGCUCGGAAGAGAGUCUUCGACAUAUGGAGAGCGUAGAGAAAAUCUGUGAACUGUUCAAGCUGAUGCAGCUAGAAGAAGCAAUGAAACAACUUCAGACCAAUGGCAGAAUCGCAUUUUUGGGCAUCGUCGAAGAAGCUGAACGGAGAAUCGAGGCAGAACGCCGCGUGAAUGUAAUCAAUAAUGAUGCGAGAAAUAUGCCCGAUAAACAAACUAAAACUUGCACCGCACCCUGGAGUGAGAACGACUUGCAACUUUUGAUAAAAGCGGUCAAUCUAUUUCCCGCCGGCACCAAUCAACGUUGGGAAGUAGUAGCAAAUUUCAUCAAUCAACACAGCAGUUCUACUAGCGGAGCUACGCGAGACGCCAAAGAAGUGUUGGCAAAGGCCAAGAGUUUACAAUCAAUCGACUUUAGUAAAUCGAGUCUGAAAGAACAAGCGAAUAAAAAAGCCUUCGACAAUUUUAUUGCCGAGAAAAAGAGCAAAGAAGCUAUCGAGGAAAGAAUGCCAGCUGUUACAGAGCGUCUGGAUCAUCCAAUUGCGAACGGCGUCGCCGCUGAACCUAAGGAAACGAAAAAAGAAUCGGCACCGUGGACGCCAGGUGAACAAAAACUCCUGGAGCAAGCGCUGAAAACUUAUCCCACGACGGUCUCGGAUAGAUGGGAUCAGAUCGCAGCGUGUAUACCCACUAGAACGAAAAAAGAAUGCAUGAAGCGAUAUAAGGAACUAGUCGAGCUCGUGAAAGCGAAGAAGGCGGCGCAGAUGACGAAAUAAUAUUAACUGCACGCUAAGCUCGAAAUUUCCUUCUAACUUAUUGAACUUUAGUUCAAUUUUGCGAUUCCAAUAUGAUGAUUGUUUCAUUCCCUGAAACGGAAUUCUUCCCUAGAAAAUUAUAAUCGAAAUUUAAGACUGGACGAAAGAACUUUAGCUUAUUCAUUGAGUGCCAGCUCGCGUGCAUACUUGUGCCUUGCUACAGCCUAUACGUGCACGAAUUAAUUGCACGGCAUACAGAAAAAUUCGACGUGUUUCGUUCAAUCGACUCUGCGACACAUUUUAUUCCUACGCGCUGUACAUUCUGAAUGUACCUUUGAAGUCAUGCUACUAUCCAAUCACUUCCGUGAUGAAGCUUAAAAUUUAGGAUCUUCUUUCCUUUGGCAAUAUGAAUAUGUAUUUCAUGACCGACUUACACUUCAUAUUGUAAGUACUGUAAAAUAAAAAGGAGUUACUGCCGUCGUAGGAAGAGACAGUGGCCAGAAGAGAAAGCCGGACUUUAUAAAUAAAUGAGGAUGUUUUGAAAGCGGCUGUUGGAUGGAAA
Pogonomyrmex barbatus (red harvester ant) is the source of this 2708-nucleotide messenger RNA. Its product is annotated as dnaJ homolog subfamily C member 2. Gene Ontology annotation, biological process: regulation of translational fidelity; 'de novo' cotranslational protein folding. Gene Ontology annotation, cellular component: cytosol. NCBI's taxonomy places the organism in Eukaryota, Metazoa, Arthropoda, Insecta, Hymenoptera, Formicidae. The record is from RefSeq and is a predicted model, not a curated record. Gene Ontology annotation, molecular function: Hsp70 protein binding; ribosome binding.